Molecule: messenger RNA, 3011 nt
Organism: Ruditapes philippinarum (Manila clam)
Lineage: Eukaryota; Metazoa; Mollusca; Bivalvia; Venerida; Veneridae
Product: zinc finger CCCH domain-containing protein 10-like
Exons: 8
Coding region: 750-1898 (382 amino acids)
Molecular function (GO): metal ion binding
Source: RefSeq, a predicted model, not a curated record
UUUGCUUCGUUUCAGAAAUCACAACAGAAGAGAGAAGGCUAUUCUAAAAUAUUUAAGUAUUUUGAUAUUCGUUUUUGAUUGAUUGUCACUUUUUUCUGUUUAUGGAAAUACAAAUUGAAGUGUUUGUAAGAGGACCUACAACAAAUAGAUCACCUGUUCUAGAGUUGAUGUUGUUUACUGCUGGGAUGGCAGCUUGUUAGAGAUACAGAUUUAUGACUCCUGCAUGCACUUGCAUUUAUAUAGCAGGAUUAUUCAAGUUAUUCUGAUGUAAAAGAAGAAUAUCAUAAAACCUUUAUAGACCUUACAGGAGCCUGUUGUAGUUAGAAAUUGGAUGUAACUUCAUGAAACUAGAAGGACACUAUAAUACAGAUUUCUGUGUGCAACUGAUCGUGAAUUACAAAUAAAGAUGUGUAUAUUUUUGUCAGCCAAUUAAUUUUGAAACCUUUACAUCAUGUAGAUACAAGACCAGAGAUAGCAAUGUAUAAUAUGCAAGGAGACCAGCUGUCCAGCAUAUGGUCAUUGUGUGUGGUCAACAAUCUAAGAUUGUAAGCCAGUCUAUGAGGAGUUGAUCACAUGACCAGAGCUGCUGACUUUAUUUUGUACUAACAGUCUAUAUUCAUAUACAUUUGAUAUUUGUGUGUUAUACUUGUGUUCCCCAAAAGCGCGUAAUGCAGCUUAAGUGAUUUUAACAAUAAAGAAAAAAAAACAUGCAGCUUAAGUGAUUUACAAAAAAGAAAAUAAAAAAAACAAUGUCAGAAAGUAGCGAGAAAAUGUCUGACCAUAGUGAAAGCGGAAGCGAUAGUGGGAAUAAUAAUGACAUAUGCCGCGAUUUUCUGCGUAAUGUAUGCAGGCGUGGAAAGCGAUGCAAAUAUCGUCAUCCAGGUGAGCAAGAAACUAGUGAAUUUAAGAAAAUAUCGGAAUAUACAUUCUGUCACGAUUUUCAAAAUAAUGGAUGCCGACGAGCAAACUGUAAGUUCCUUCACUGUACACGUGAAGAAGAGGAACAAGCGAGGCAAACUGGUGAUUUACCUUCACGUGUUAUGCAGGCAGCUGCAUUAGGAAUUGGAGUUAAUCAUGCGGAAAUGGUUGCAAAAGGUGGUGUACCUAUAUGUAAGGAUAAUUUGAAAGGUGAUUGUCAUCGUGGGGCAGGAUGUAAAUAUCGUCACAUAUCAAGUGCUGAAUAUGAAUUCUUGCAAAGGAAAUCAGAGGGACGUAAUGAACUGUACAGAAAGGAACACCCGAUAGAAAGAUAUGAGUUUGAGCAGGAUAUUAAACGAAGGAGAAUUGACCCGGAUUAUCCUUCCGAUGGAUUUAGAACAUUUGAAAAUCGUUACCCACCUCUGUCUCCAAAUUCCAAACCAUUAAGUUAUCAGUUAUUAGAAGAUGAAAAUUCAAUGCUGCGUAAAAAAGUUGAAGAGUUAAAAAAGCAAGUGGCAGAUUUGACUGCUACUAACGAGGUGCUCCUGGAACAAAAUGCUAGAUAUCGUGUGAGUAAAAGUAACAUAAUACAGACUCUAAACGCUGCCGGUGUACAGGCGGCAAUUCAGGCUUCGACUUUAAAUCCUCUAAAUACAAGCCUCGCGCAGCAAAUUGCUCUAAAUAGUGACUUAACUACCAUUACUCAGCAGCAACAGCAGGCCUUGCAACAGCGAAUGGUGCGUGAAUUGACCGGGGGUCAGGCGCAGUGUAGUAUAGCUGCUCCGCCCACGCUCAACACGGCCACCCUUUCUUUGAACCCGCCGUCAAUUGUGCCAGUAUCCUUACCACAGACCCUGUCUGGGCUUCAACCGUCCAAUAAUCAGAGCUUGGCGCAGAACAUUGACAUGAACGCAUCACUGGUCUCAUAUCCCAUUGUCUCACAGGCUAUGAGAAUGACCGCAAGCAGCUUGGCGCACUGACCAAAUUUCCAAAAUUUAUAUGUGUUACCUUGGUGAGGGAGCCAUGUUGAUGUGUACAGAUAGAAAAUAUAACCAUAUCAUAUUAAACUUAAAAACUGAGAUCGGAAUUGGAUGAACGAAACAGUAUUUUUGAUGCAUCGUUAAUACCCUGUGCUGGAUUGAGACACUCUGUAGAUGCAUUUACAAAACCCUGUGCUGGAAUCAAAAGUGAAAUGUCUGAAAUACAGCCUGGUAUGAAGAGCAGCUCUUGGACACAUCAAGAAAAUAGCGAGCUUUUGUCUGUUGAAAAAGACCUUGUGCGAAGAAAGGAAUUUUAAGAAAUUAACAUAUUGGGAUUUUUUACUUUUGAUGAAGUUACUAAAACUGGUUUUGUAAUCAGGAAUGUUGUGAGGCAUCUUAUUUUAUCAAAGGAACAACAGUGAAAUUCUGCUGUACUUAUUGCAUUGCAAAAACAAUGGAAACUUGAAUAUUUUAAAGAAUGAUCGACAUUGCAACAACAGUUAUGAAAUGUGUUGUUUUUCUCUGUGAGACUGACUAGGUGUAACAAAUUUAAAUUUAAUAUCUUCUAAUGGUGAAUGUUCUGUAGCAGCAGCAACAGCAAAAACAACAAAAAAACACCAACAAAGUGAAAAUAUUAAAAAUUGUUUGGUAACUCAGCUAUAAAGAAGUGUUUAUACCAAAUGAUACCACAGAUAAAAUGUUUUAGACAAAAAUAAGACAGUAUAGAAAGGUGUUUUUCUUAGUCAAAGUAUAGUUAACACGAUUUUAAAAUGUUAGUUUGCUGGGGAAAACUGCUUCUACCCAUACGACCAGUACAGUCCAAGAUUCAAGUCAGCACACCGGACAUGUUGUCUGGUCAUGGCUGGAACUGUUUGUGAUUCACUCGGUACUUAUUUUGAAAUUUUCCCUUAAAAUGAUAAAUGCUUUUGUAUGGAUUGAUUAUUAUUCAGCAUGAUAUGGGUAAAUUAGUUUGCCUGGGGUAAUAGGACAUCAGAUAAAAGAAGAAGAAUAUAUCUGAACAACAUUACAUAUUUUGUGUAGAAAUUGUUUAUUUCUUUGAAGUAAAACAAGAAUGUUUUCCUUUAAAUUUUUUUCAAUGAAAACAAAGAAAAA